AUUUUUUCGACUAUUUUUUAUUGAUUUUUGAAAAGAUAAAUUUGUCCUUUCCGUAUAUAGAGUAAAGUUUUUAAAUUUAGUUCUGUAUUUUUUUAAUAGAGAUACUGUAGUUUAUUUCAUAAUAUGUUUUUUUAAUUAAGUAAAAGAAGAUAGUUAUUCUCUUUAAAUAUUUUAUUAAAUGCUUUAUUCUAUAUUAUUUUCCUCAGAUUUUAACUAUUUUUCUAAAAUGAGAUUUUUUAAAAUUUAGAUUUUUUCACUUUUGCUUUUUUAAUGAUUAAUUUUCAAAUCUAAGAUUUCUUCUAAAUCUUCAGUUUAUAAGGUAUUAAAUUCUUUUUACUUUAUUUUUUCACAGUCAUUAAUUUUUUCGUAUUUUUAUAGAAAAUUAGGAAACAUAAAUUAGUUAUAUUUUAUUAAUUAAGUUUUUAUUUUUUAUAAUCUAUUAGUGAGUAUAUCUUCCCUUUAUUUUAUAUAAUCUUCAAAUUAUUAUUUCAAUAACGGAUUACUCUAUAAUUAUUAUUCUAUGAUUUUCUUUGAUAAAAUUAUUAGUUCACCGCCUUCUACGCUUGUACAAUAUACUGAUUAUUUUCUUUUUUCAUCUGUUAAUAAUUCUAACUCUCCAAAAAUUUCAUAUUU
Molecule: messenger RNA, 633 nt
Organism: Ichthyophthirius multifiliis
Lineage: Eukaryota; Ciliophora; Oligohymenophorea; Hymenostomatida
Exons: 1
Source: RefSeq, a predicted model, not a curated record